AUGAAGGAGAGUCACUUGCCGAGUACUGAGCCCGGUUCACCCGGUUCCUCCAUUUCCUCGCCCAAUUCCAACACCACCGAGCUCCAGUAUCUCCUGACUAACCCCAUCAAAGCUUCUAUCGCCACCUCACCCUUCCCCUUUCUCGAACUGCCCCUCUCCAUCCGCAACAAAAUCUACCACCACCUCCUCACCAUCCCCGCGCUAAUCUGCCUCCGCCAAAAGCACACCGGCACCCACGGCCCCUGCUCCACCCAGCCCCAAGACCGCGCCCUCCUCCCCGGCAUCGCCAGCGCCUCCGCCCACCACGCCGUUGCCGGCCCCAGUAUCCCCUUCUCGCGCUUCCCCUCAACCAACCCCUCCAUCCUCCUCACCAGCAAAGAAAUCUUCGCCGAAGCAAAAGCCGUCCUGUACAUUGCCAACACAUUCGCCAUCCCCCGCCCUUCCACUGAACUCACCCCGCCAUGUGACUUCAGCGUGCGUCUGUUCCCGCCGGGAUGUCAGCGUCUGGUUCCUAGCCUGACCAUGCGGAUCCGCUCGUUUUACGAUUUGAGCUGGCUGUUGGAUGGCGGGUGUAAUGUGGUCAAGAAUUUCUACCGCGGGGUGGAGAGCUUGGUGUUGGUUCUUGAGAUUGACGACAUCAAUAGGGGGUUUGGGAGGCAGUGGGGAAAGCGGAAGGGGGAGGAAUGGGAGUGGUAUGUUAAGAGGUUGAGGGGCGAGAUUGUGAGGGAUUGGGUUGGAGAGGCCAGGGCGGUUCCGAGGUGGAUUGGUCUGAGAGUCGUGUUUGGCGGGGAGAGGUAUGAUGGAGAGAGGAGGGGAAAUGGUGGUGUGGGAAAGAAAGAUGAAUUGAGGAGGGCGCUUGUGGAGGCUUGGGAAGGUGUGCAAGAAGGGUAG
Molecule: messenger RNA, 891 nt
Organism: Parastagonospora nodorum SN15
Lineage: Eukaryota; Fungi; Ascomycota; Dothideomycetes; Pleosporales; Phaeosphaeriaceae
Exons: 2
Coding region: 1-891 (296 amino acids)
Source: RefSeq, a predicted model, not a curated record